AUGGCGGCCAARUCAGAAUGUAGUGAUAAGAGUCUAAACGACUUUAUGAAGUGGAAAGUAGAUGAUUUAAAAGCGUUUUUGAAAGAGCGAGGAGUAGUUAUAAAUGGAAGAAAAGCUGAACUUGCUGAAAAAGUAUAUUUUGCGUCGAAAUUAAAGUUAGAAGCUCUAAAGAAAAAGGAAGAAGUGGAAAUCGAUAACAAAGUUCGACKGUGUGAAAAACUGACUAUCGACUGUGGUAUAAAACUCCCAUUUCCUGCUAAUUUGACUAUUGGAUGGGAAAGAGGAAGUCAAAACUUCCCAGAUGUACUAGAGAAAGACGUCSAGAACUACAUGCAGAAGUCUUUUAAAGCAAUGAAACAGGGACAGAGUUUGCUAACUUCCAACCACAUUCAYGAUGUGAUGUUUCACCAUAUAAGUACGAAUGUAAAAUAUUGUUUUGUACGUGGAUGUUGUGUUCCAGAGGAAAAAACCAGUAACGAGUCUUACUCCCUUUGGGUUUGUGUACACAAGGAAAGUGGAGAGGUGCUUACUGCUGAAUGUACCUGUUUUGCAGGUCUGAGUGAGAAAUGCAAACAUGUUGCUGCUUUGUUAUUGUAUAUUGAGAAAGAAGUGCAACUUGGAAASAACAAAACCUGUACAUSUAAGCCUCAGGGAUGGCAUAAGCCCUCUACUUCUAGAAAAAGAUACAGUGCAACAAGAAUGGCAAACAUUGGUAUAAAGAAAGCAAAGACAGGGGAUAAAUUAUUCCYUGCUGAAGAGAAACAAAGAGUCAGUAGAAGUACSUUUGAUCCUAGAGCUUUACAUCAACGAACACCUAUGACCUGGACUCAACAGGACUGGACAAGGUUGGAGGAUGCUACUAAUGRUAACUGUGGUAUUCUUUUGUAUAAGAGCAUUAAAAAUGCAAAGGAAUACAGUUCACCCGAUAUGAGGUGCUGUACUGACUAA
Messenger RNA from Exaiptasia diaphana, 948 nucleotides. RefSeq lists its product as uncharacterized. Gene Ontology annotation, molecular function: zinc ion binding. Bases 1 to 948 code for a protein of 315 amino acids. The transcript is spliced from 3 exons. Lineage: Eukaryota; Metazoa; Cnidaria; Anthozoa; Actiniaria; Aiptasiidae. The record is from RefSeq and is a predicted model, not a curated record.